AUGGCAUCCAGGAAAAAGGUCCUGCUGAAGGUCAGUCGAGAUGCACAAGUCGGAAAGACAUCGCUGAUGAACCAAUAUGUCAACAAGCGCUUCUCAUCUUCGUACAAGGCUACCAUUGGUGCUGACUUCUUGACAAGAGAGGUCGUGGUGGAUGAUCGCCUGGUGACAAUGCAGCUUUGGGAUACUGCUGGACAAGAGCGCUUCCAAUCGCUGGGUGUCGCCUUUUACAGAGGAGCAGAUUGCUGUGUUCUGGUGUACGACGUAAACUCUGCCAAGUCGUUCGACACACUGGACUCGUGGAGGGACGAGUUUCUGAUCCAGGCCAGCCCACAUGACCCAGACAACUUCCCCUUUGUUGUGUUGGGAAACAAGAUCGAUGUCGAGGAGAGCAAGAGAAUGGUGUCACAAAAGCGAGCAAUGACGUGGUGCCAGUCCAAGGGCAACCUGCCUUACUUUGAGACGAGCAGCAAGGAGAACAUCAACGUUGAGCAGGCCUUCCAGACAAUUGCCAAGAAUGCCCUUGCGCAAGAGGCGGAGCAGGAGCUGUAUGCCGACUAUCCUGAUCCCAUCAGAAUCGAUGCCGAUGGAGGUCAGAGCGGCUGCAACUGCUAAAGUGGGGACGCGGCUUUCUUGGUCCAGUCGCGUUCGGCUCGACCGUUGUGCGUCCGGGGGGUAUGAGUAUGGCGCUAUUGGCGCAUGCUCUAGCCUCCUCCGCCGUCAGUGGCGUGGCCCCUACCACUUCAGAUGCUCUUGCUGCCCUCCUGUUGAUAUCUGAUGUAUGUUUGGUUCUUUACUCUUGUGCUCAACGUCGUG
This is a messenger RNA of Microstroma glucosiphilum, 813 nucleotides long. Its product is annotated as ras-domain-containing protein. Gene Ontology annotation, molecular function: GTPase activity; GTP binding. Gene Ontology annotation, cellular component: phagocytic vesicle; fungal-type vacuole membrane; vacuole. The record is from RefSeq and is a predicted model, not a curated record. Lineage: Eukaryota; Fungi; Basidiomycota; Exobasidiomycetes; Microstromatales; Microstromataceae. Gene Ontology annotation, biological process: regulation of vacuole fusion, non-autophagic. The coding region runs from base 1 to 612 and encodes 203 amino acids. The transcript is spliced from 6 exons.